Molecule: messenger RNA, 1335 nt
Organism: Miscanthus lutarioriparius
Lineage: Eukaryota; Viridiplantae; Streptophyta; Magnoliopsida; Poales; Poaceae
Source: the annotation of a GenBank genome assembly
AUGGAGGCGAGCGGCAGUCGGGGCCGGAGCGGGAGCGCGGUCCCCAAGCGCCGCAGAGGCGUCGGCGCGGCUACUGGCUCCGAGUCGACGGCGCAGUCGCUGAACGACGACACCCUCCGGUCCGUCUUCUCCCGGCUGGACAACCACUUCGACCUCGCCCGCUGCUCCGCCGUGUGCGGCUCAUGGAAUAGGAUAAUUGAAACAGCUCAUCUCAUGAGGGAUCUGUAUUACAAAAGGAAUCCAUCAGCAAGAGGUUCAAGCUCUAACGUUUCUGUAAAAAGUUACUUUGAGAUGCUUGCCAUGGAUGAGCAUGCAUCCUCUUUCUCUAGAGGACCUGCUGAAGCUUUUCAGUGGAUUGGGCACCCAAUACGGGCUACCUUGUGCCGUAUGAAGGGUGGUUCAAUUUUAACUGGAGUUGGAGAUAAGAUUCUCCGACUUUGGUCUGCUGAAAGCUGCAAAUUUAUGAAUGAAUACAAUGUGCCAAAUUCUAAAACAUUAGUCGACUUCGAUUUUGAUGAAAAUAAGAUUGUAGGUUUAACUAGCUCCCAGAUUUGCAUAUGGAGACGCAGUGAACCAAGAAGCAUAUUUCAAUCUGGUGGAGCCUCAUUCAAUCAUGGGUUAUGCAUGAGUUAUGCUGAUCCAGAGGUUGUAAUUGGUUGUGAGGAUGGUCGAGCCUUUGUAUAUGAUAUGUACAGCAGGAGUUGCUCAAGCAUUUAUCGGCUUCAUUCCUCUCCUGUGACAUGCUUGGCAUUAACAGAUGACCAGCUGAUUGUUGGUGGUUCGACAUUUGGAACUGUAGCUAUCAUGAGAUCAAACCUCAGGGCAGAAGUUAGGUGUUCUGAAAUCAGCUUAUGCACCAUUGGCAAUAAGAUCCUUAUCUUUCUGCACAAAUUCACACAUGAUAUUUGCUGGGUCAUCGGCUGGUUAUGCUCAUUGCUGGGACUUAAGUUGUUCUUGCUCAGGACUUUGAGGCCUCUCUGGGAAAAAAGAGUCAGUCCAAACGUCAUCUACAGCACAUGUCAUUUGCCUGGUGACACGGCAACGCUGGUAGUUGGAGGCAUCGACGGCGUGCUUCGUGUUAUGUGCCAAAGAACCGGUGAAACCAUUCGAUGUCUUGUCGUGGACGCUGACCGCCCAGCAGAAGCCGCAUCUAGAUCUAGGCAGCAAAUAGAGAAGAAACCUGUUCGCAGGAUUGACCCUGAUGCACAGGUUGACAGCAUCCCGAGACGCUUGCGCCCUCAGAUUACCAGCCUGUCGGUUGGUAUGAAGAAGAUUGUGACCAUGCAUGGCGAAAACUACAUCCGGGUUUGGAAGUUUCGCCCGAAAAGCUCGUGA